Scleropages formosus (Asian bonytongue) is the source of this 2328-nucleotide messenger RNA. RefSeq names its product kin of IRRE-like protein 3. The transcript has 16 exons. The record is from RefSeq and is a predicted model, not a curated record. Gene Ontology annotation, molecular function: cell adhesion molecule binding. Bases 1 to 2328 code for a protein of 775 amino acids. Gene Ontology annotation, cellular component: plasma membrane; cell-cell junction. Gene Ontology annotation, biological process: synapse assembly; cell-cell adhesion. NCBI's taxonomy places the organism in Eukaryota, Metazoa, Chordata, Actinopteri, Osteoglossiformes, Osteoglossidae.
AUGUUCUCCCAGCAACCCCAGGAUCUGGUGGUGGUGGCGGGUCAACCAGUCACCCUGCCUUGCUCCAUUCCAGGAUACCAUGGCGUCGUGCUCUGGAUAAAGGAUGGGCUGGCACUGGGUGUUGGGAGAGACCUUUCAGGCUACCCUCGUUACUCGGUGGUAGGUGAUCACAGCUCCGGAGAACAUCACCUCCGCAUCCAGCGCGUGGAGCUGAUGGAUGAUGCUGUCUUCGAGUGCCAGGCCAUACAAGCGGCCAUGAGAUCGCGUCCUGCCCGCCUUACUGUGCUGGUUCCCCCUGACGACCCUGUGAUCAGCGGGGGUCCGGUGGUGAGCCUGCGAGCGGGUGAUCCCCUCAACCUGACCUGUCACGCUGACAACGCCAAGCCUGCUGCCUCCAUCAUUUGGAUUCGCAACGGGGAGGUCCUUAACGGGGCCAUGUACUCUAAGACGCUUCUUCGAGAUGGAAGGCGGGAGAGCACUGUCAGCACCCUCUACCUUUCUGCCACCAACAUUGAGACCGGUCAGCAGAUCAUCUGUAGGGCCUCCAACAAGGCAGUACCCAAUGGCAAAGAGACAAGCAUCACCAUUGACAUCCAGCACCUCCCACUGGUCAACCUGUCUGUGGAGCCCCAGCCUGUUCUGGAGGGGAACCUUGUCAAGUUCCACUGCUCUGCCAAGGCCAACCCACCUGUGACCCAGUACAGGUGGGCCAAAGGUGGCAACAUAAUCAAGGAGGUAUCUGGGGACACGUACGAAGUCGUCGUAGACCACUCCUUCUUCACGGAGCCUGUUUCUUGUGAGGUUACCAACCCCUUGGGCAGCACCAACAUCAGCCGGAACGUGGAUGUUUACUUUGGGCCACGGAUGGCAGCGGAACCACAGUCGCUGCAGGUGGACCAGGGCUCAGAUGCUGUGUUUAAUUGCGCCUGGACUGGAAACCCUUCUCUCACCAUCGUGUGGAUGAAGCGAGGCUCAGGGGUGGUUCUGAGCAACGAGAACAUCCUGACCCUGAAGGCCGUGAGACAAGAGGACGCUGGGAAGUAUGUCUGCCGUGCCGUGGUCCCCCGGGUGGGGGCCGGGGAGAAGGAGGUCACGCUCACUGUAAAUGGACCACCCACCAUCUCCAGCACCCAGACACAGCAGGCCCUCCAUGGAGAAAAGGGCCAGAUCAAGUGCUUCAUCCGCAGCACCCCCCCUCCAGACCGCAUUGCGUGGUCCUGGAAAGAGACGGUACUGGAGUCAGGUACGUCAGGCCGAUACACAGUGGAGACUGUCAGCACGGAGGAGGGUGUUAUCUCCACCCUCACUAUGAGCAAUAUUGUGCCCGCCGAUUUCCAGACCAUCUACAACUGCACGGCCUGGAACAGCUUCGGCUCCGACACGGAGAUCAUCCGUCUCAAAGAACAAGGUGGGAGGCAAGAGUCCCUCCCUGUUGCCGUCAUCAUUGGCGUCGCUGUUGGAGCCUUCGUUGCCUUCAUCGUCCUCAUGGGCACCAUCGGGGCCUUCUGCUGCACUCGGUCCCAGCGCAAUAAGCCUGCCUGUCCUCUCAAGUACCUCCAGUGUUCGUACAGAGCCUCAGAAGAUGCGCACCUGGCUAUGCCCUCUGUGCCCGUCUCCAUCUGUGCUCACCAGAGAGAACAUGCAAGCAAAAAUAAGACAGAAAAUCUCAAAGGGGUGGUAUCGGCGAAGAACGACAUUCGCGUCGAGAUCGUUCACAAGGACCACAAUGCAGCCCGGGAAAGCGAGGAUCAUGCAGCCAUCAAGCAGUUAAUGAUGGAACGGGGUGAAUUCCAGCAGGAGUCUGUCCUGAAGCAGUUGGAGGUUCUGCAGGAGGAGGAGAAGGAGUACCAGCACCUCAAGGAUCCAACAAAUGGGUAUUACAGUGUCAACACUUUCAAGGAACACCACUCAACUCCCACUAUCACCCUGGCAGGAAACCAGACCACAGAGAUGCGCAAUCCCACUUCUGCCACCACUGGCAAGCAGAGAGUGCCCACCGGCAUGUCCUUCACUAACAUCUACUCUACACUGGGAGCCGGGCCCAAUCGCCUGUAUGACUACAGUCAGCGCUUUGUCCUGGGCAUGGGGAGCAGCUCCAUUGAGCUGUGUGAGCGUGAGUUCCAGCGUGCUUCGCUCAGCGACUCCAGCUCGUUCCUGGAUGCGCAGUGCGAUAGCAGCGUGAGCAGCUACAGCAAGCAGGAUGGCUAUGUGCAGUUUGACAAGGAUAGCAAGGCAUCGGCCUCCUCCUCCUCUCACUACUCGCAGUCGUCAUCACAGAACUCCGACCUCACGCGACCCUUGCAGAAGCGAAUGCAGACCCACGUCUAG